Bombus pyrosoma is the source of this 6789-nucleotide messenger RNA. RefSeq lists its product as uncharacterized. The record is from RefSeq and is a predicted model, not a curated record. The transcript is spliced from 4 exons. Gene Ontology annotation, molecular function: protein binding. NCBI's taxonomy places the organism in Eukaryota, Metazoa, Arthropoda, Insecta, Hymenoptera, Apidae. The coding region runs from base 1769 to 6169 and encodes 1466 amino acids.
ACGUUACAUGUAUUUCAAUAAAAUGCAAUCGACAUUCGUUGAAAUUAUUUAUAUCUGAAGUCGCUUUAAAUGCGUUGAAUUUUAUAAUUUACUUUAUUCUUAAAAUCGAUCGCGAAACAUAUCCAUUUUUUAUAUGAUUUAAUGGGAUCGAAAGUAUUUGAAAUUUAUACAAGAUUAACAGGUACGUUGAAAACGUUAGAUAAUUCAUGGAUAAAAAUACCCACGCCGUACGUCAAAUUUUUCGCUCGUUUCAUUGUUCCGUGUAGAGAAUUUUGUUUUAGGUCAACAGCCAGUAAUCUGCCAUUUUUCUUCGUGAUGUUCGUUGACUUUCAUUUCGUAGAUUACCAUUUGCCUUUCAAUAUGUAUAUAUAAGUUUGGUCAUUUCUCGUGCGCAAGUAAUUUCGAUUUGUUUCCGUGAGAAAAGAAACGUUAGACGAGAAAAACGAUAACAUGUACAUUUGUUGACUCGAGAAAGGAGUGGAGCAAUUUUGGAAAAUCCUGGAUUAACAUCGAGUUCUUUCAUUUAACCGCAAGUUCAUUCGUUAAGAGUUUAAACCCUUUCCUUUCUCUGUUCUCCUGUACUGUACCUAUUUAAGCUCGAUAUGAUUUUAUCUUAUUACCUGUCGUCCCCGUGAAGACAUUCCCUUACUUUGUCACUCUUUUCGUCAUCGAUUAUAUUAUUGCAUCGUUUAUCGAACACAAAUGGUUUACUCAAGAGGAACAAAGAGGCAUCUGAAUAUCAGGUAAAACGAAACUUCUUCGUCGUUGUAUAUGCAUAAAAUAGAUCAAAGGGAAAUGUGCUUAGGUUAACGACGUGUCAAAUAACAGCUGACAUAGUAGCCAAGUUCAUUUCGUUUGGAUAAAAUAUCGUUAGCUAUACGUAUCGUUUUUUAACAACAUUUCUCUUCAAUUUUAUUUUAUUUUAAUACAAAAUGAUUUAAUACAAAAGUGUCAAUGCUUCGCGCAUCGAUUCGAAAUUAUGAAUCUUAGGCGCGUGUAAUAAAUAGAAUAAAUUAUUUCCUUAAACAGAGGUUGAAAAGUAAGAAGACAACGAGAGGAUAGUAUUCAAGCCGGGGUUAGGUGGAUCAUGCACCCUACAGCCGCACGAGCUAGUCGGUCGUCCAUACAAUCUUCGAUUCCGUCCGCAUCAACCCCGUCGUCCCUCGUACAUCCGCAGCAACAACAAAUUCUUUAUGGUCCUAUAACUAAUCCGACGUUAACUCUUCAAGCAUGCGGAAGUGGUCUGCAUCCCUCGUGUAUUUAUCCAGGAGCGCAACGUAAUGCUAGUCUCGCUAAUCCUACUCCUUUGCAUAUACAAGGUGUAACUACGUUUCCCUUUAAAAUUUGGUUCAUUUUAAAUACUUAAAAAAAAGAUAGUUUUAAAAAAUAUUACGAUAAUUAGUUCAUCUUUAAACGAGUAAAAGAUGUAACCGUCAUUUGCACCAGAUCAACGAUUACAUACUUCCACCGACUGCAACCUUUUUAUCGACAACCACAGAAUUCGUUUUAUCACUGUUCGAGUUAAUAGGAUCUUGCUUUUAUCGAUUAUAUUUCCUUUUUUUCUUUUUUUUUCUUGAAUUUCAAGAAUAUUUUUCUGUUGGAAGGAAAGGAAAGAAUUAAUAAUUAAUAACAGAUAUACAAAAUGAAUUUUGUGGAAUGAGAAUGAUAUUAUCGUUGGUGAAAAAUAUUAAUUGUUACCAAUUAUCGGUAUCAAUGUUUAUGUUAAAUAAUGGUUUCAGUUUUCUAAGAUUCUCGUACAAACCCAUCCAUGAAUAUAGGCAAAAGCACCAGAUGGCAAGCCAAAACUAAGCUCGUACGAAAUCAACAAUAUUGCCAACAACAACAGCAGCACCAGCAUAUUCAACAACAGUUAUCCUACAGCCCGAAACCUUUGGUUUUGUAUGAUCAAACGACGAACAAUGCUCCGAUACCUUCACCAACUACUUCCUUUUUAAUUGCUUCCUCGACGUACACGCAUGGCUCUUUCUCUGGCGAUCAGUACAAUAAUUCCGGAAUUACGUUGAUACCACAGCCCUACUUUAAGCCUCCGGAAGUACAAACGUUUUGUCUAAUUCAAGAUCGACAAAAUAUUCAGCAACAGGAACAACCAUCGCACAGCUCCUAUUAUAAUAUCUCAGCUACAAACACUUGCAACUUGCAAGCAAUUAAUGGCAAUUCAGCGUUUCAAUUUCCUAAUCUCAGCCCUUACACAGUUACGGCGAAUUUCACCAACGGCCAAGUCACGGGUCCUGUUCAAACAGUACACUCUAAUCAAAUCUACCCUAAUCAUCCAGCGAGUUUAGUCUACGGUAGCCUACAGGGAGACAAACCUGUAGCCACCGCUGCCACACUUGACAUUGCGCCCCUUAAAGUCGGCAAAAACAAAAUACCUACAGUCAAUACCUCUCGAGUUACCCCGAUAUCUUCUGAAAAUUACGACGAAUGGCCCCUUCAAACGAUUACCUCUCCCUGUAAUGACUUGUUCAACAUAAAACCGAAUACAGAGGAUGAAGCAAACCGAGAAACCAAGACGAAUUCUUCGGAAAAAGCUACAUCGAACGUGUGUACAAAAGCGCAGGAGGAACAUUAUUCUGACGAAUCGUCUACCAGCUUCGAUUUUACGAUCGAGGCUGAAAAGAUGGUUUCAGCGCUUUGCAACAUAUCUUCGAACGAUAUUAAUAAGGAGGAAACGAAAACCGAGAAAUCCAAUUCAACGCCGUUGUUUAGCGGAGCUGGCGAUACCGCGUCAAAUAAGAAUACUUGGUUCGCCGAAUUCUGUGCGGAUUAUGGAAGUGGUACGUCGAUAGCUGUUCAAACGGACGGACCGUGCCUGGAUAGGACACAGUAUCCGGAACUGUUGCGAAAAGUCGUUUACUGGGGAUGCACGGAAGCCGAAAUCGUUUUAAAUGAUAGUUGCAAAACAAACGCCAGGUGCGGUUGGUUGAAAAAUCUGUCUACCGCCACUAAAACAGCAGUUACCAAAUCUUCCACUUGUUUCCCAAUUUUCGCCGGAGAUCGUGUUUUCGUCGGCGAUCUGAUAAACGCUUUGUUGCGCAUUAGCAACGGUUGGCUUGUUCUUGAUAAUUAUUUGAACAAGCAGCACUAUCCAAGCUUGAACGAUAAAUUCGACUGCGAGUUGCUGAGAUGCUUUCGUUUGUGGGAAGAGAGCACACACGAGCUACUGAAUCAAAUCAUCCACGCUUUCUUAAAGCUCGAAGAAAACGGCAAUGCUUCUAAUUUCGAUCAAAGACCAGAAUCAUUUGGAACCUCUUUUCCAGGUGACGUUUCAGUUUACACGAAUCGCGACUUGUUUGACCCAUCUUCAACUAUAAUUACAUCGAAACAGAAGCCCGAUAAUAAAAAGAACAAUCGAGAUUUCAGUAACGGUGCGCAGCUAUCGACCGGCAGCCUACGAAAUUUCAGUCUGUACAAUGCCAGCCAGGAGAAACAGUCGUCCCAAAAAGAAUCAAAAUUACGAAGUAAGUGGACCGUUACUGAGAACCUAACAAUAGACAGCACGAAAUCCGUGCCUGAUAUGUUCUUAGGGCACGCGGAACCUGUAGGUCAACCGAAUAGUAGAUUUCGUUCGAGAGGAAGCUCGUCCUCUGCCAAGACAGACACAUCCACGCAAUCGUUGAACGCAGAGUUUUUCCACCUGAGAAGCAAAAUUCUUACGGAAAGCAAUCAGGACCCUUCUAGACAAUGGUUAUUCAAGGAGAAGAAACAAGAAUUCCCCGAAAAUAAAGUUUUGCCGCAGGAAAAUGCCGACACCGUGUUUAGACUACAGCGACAGUUAGAUGAAAAUUGUGAGAGCAAUUAUGCUCAAAAAUGUUUAUCGAGGGUAGAAUCUUCGUUUCUGAACCCUUCCAUUAGUUUAGAAUCUAUAUACUUUCCACCCACCAACGACCACGAAAAUUUGUAUCCUAGUUAUGCUAUUUGUCCGCCGUAUACGGUAGAUUACGGUAGCAAAAAUUCAAAGAGCUUCGAACAAAAUCACAGGAAUAAAACGAAUAUGGAUUUGGUUUAUGUUGGUAAAUCAUCCACGAGUCAACUGGAGCUAGCGACUGUGCCAAAGGAUAAGAUGACGUUGCUUAGCCAAAUCGAACCGAGUAUCCCGGAGAAAUCAUCGGAAGAGAUGACUGCCAAUUUGUCAGCUUGGUUCGCCAGUAUGAGAAACUCUGAUAACAGACAAAUGCCAUUUAUGAAUCCGGCGGAUGUGAAUACGGAUACUGUUGUGCCACGUGGGUCGACGCGCGCAGAAAUGUCAAAGAAUACAAUGGAUCUCGGUAGCUGCAUUAGACAGUUGCAUAUCGACGCAAAUCGUCAGUUCCAGACGCUGCAAAAUAUACAGAGUGUUCAGACUACACCCUGGAACGCUUAUAAUUUGAUCAAUAAUCGCGUUCAAGUGCAACAGGUACCCGAAGAAUAUGACAGUUCCGAAGAUGUUCGAGUAUACAUGAAACCAGGAAGUUACAACGUGCCAAAAAAAAGACAUCAAAGAAGAUCAAAUCGUCGUUUAGAGAGCUCCGCAUCUCGAAACGCUGCCAAUGGGUCCUCGAACAAUCACCGCAAUCAUUACGUUAACAACAAAGAGAAAACGUUUUGCGCUCCGGCGUCGUCCACUCCUGUGUCUCGACCUACCGCAACACCUAUAUCUAGCGAUGUUAAUACUUGCGUAAAUACAAUGAAAGUGCCUUUCCCGGCGACUCCGAUCGUACCACCUCCUACCUUCUCCCUUGAAAAUUCACCUAGGAUUUUAAAACGAUCCGAUACAUCCAAUUAUACCGUGUCGGAAGAUGUUACUUGGAAAGCAGCUUGCGCUUCCGCUGAGAUUCUGUUAGAGGCGUUGAACGUAAAAGAGGAUACGGACUUUAAGAAAACAGAGAUCGAUCGAAUCGACGUUAGCGAAAAGUUUGAGAGUGUGAAAGAGAACGAGAACGACGAUACAACGUCCCAAGCGGCGCAGGAUCGUGAAAAAUUAGACGAAAGCCUUUCGAAAAAUUUGAAGGACAGUAACGAUGGUUGCGGAGGCGUUUCGAGCUACGAAGCGUCCGAAGAUGACUCGGGCUCCACGAAUCAUUUUUCUCUCAACACAAGUAUCAACGAAGCUCUACAGUUGUCUGGUAAUAAAAAUGUGACCAACAGUACCGUAACAACAGUCGCAACAACUACGACGGUGAAGAAUCUUCAACAGACUAUUUGCUCAAGGAAAAGUUCGUGCAUUUCCUUAAACAAUGGCCAAACAACGUUAGGAGAGGCCGAGCGUGUCAUAGGGAAGGCAACUUAUUCAGAGACUCUUCGACGUUGCGCAUCCUUAAGUACAUCCUUCUCGGAGAAGAAAGAAUUCUGCAAGAAGAGCAAAUUAAACAUCGCCAACGUAUCGACGAUUUGUAGCACUGUAAUACCGAUCCCUGGGCGCAAAUGUCAAAGAAAAGAUUUCGAAAAAUCAUAUUAUCUCUUGCAUAAUAGAUCUCGUAAAUGUUCCGGGAAGAAAGCUACGAAAAAUUUCGAGGUCAAUGAUACUCAAGUAGAGGGAACAUCGAAAUCUACAAUCGCAACAAAACACGGGAAGAAACGAGAGAAUUCUGGAUGCAUCGAAUUUUUAGACGGGAAAUUUGGUGGGAAAGCCAGUGACAGAGGUUGGUCCGUAUGGUAUAGCUCGAAAAGAAAACAGAGUCUCAGUCCGCUUGCGCUUAGCAAAUUAGAAAUGAUACAUCAAACAGUUUGGCAAAUGGAAGAAGCAGAAAUUUUCAAGUGUCCAUCCUCAGGAAGCAAUAAUGGAAAACAAUCUUCUUCUCACACGAUCGAAGACUAUUGUAAAGUUAUUAAAAGUCCAAUGUUCCUGGAAACGGUUGAAUACAAACUAAAGAAUCGAGUUUACCAUAAAGUAGAACACGUGGUUAGAGACUUUCGUCGUAUCGUUUAUAAUUCAAAAUUAUAUCACAAGGAUAAUCAUGAUCGAGUAAAGACAAUUGAAAUACUGUCGAAGAAACUCGAAGAACUAUUCGAGGAACAUUUUGCGAGUUGGGACUUCGAUAAUAUUAGCGGUAGUCCAAGAGAAAGUUCGCCGGUGCUGCAUCGAUUUAAGACGGCUGGUCAAAAACCGGUAACUGGGCGUUACGGCAACACGAAGAAAUGUCCGUCUUCUUCCAUUACCGAUAACAUAUAAUAUUGCUCAUUAGAGUAUAUGCUUUCUGCGACAUCAAACUGCGCUUGGAGAAUUAUCGUGUCUAUCAUUCAUGGUGACAUUUUGUUGUGCAUCUAUAAUUUAUAUUGCUAUUAGAUUAACAGAUAACUGAUUGUAUCGAGUUUAUGUAAAAUUGUUACAUUCGAAAUUAAGUAUAUCUGUAAGGAUCGGUCAUAAUAAUACGCUCUAGUCACGCAUCAGUUCGUAUUGUUGUCGCAUCGUAAGCGUUCUACGGUUUUCCUUUCGUAAUGCAGCUUGCUACGUUAAAACAUUUUUCGUCUAUUUCCAAACAAGUGAAAGUUUAAACGCUUAGUUUUCUGGUACAUACCUUCGUAUAAGAUAAUGCAUCUUAAAUGCGAAACAAGACGAUAGUUACUUGCUCUUUUUAUAUCAUUGAUAUUAUACAUAUAUAUAUGAAAAAAGAUAGUAAUACGAAUUACUUAAUGACGUUGCAAUGAUCAUAGCCCACAACUUGAGAAUACUCAAUUAUCACUAAAAGAAAAAUAAUUUGAACAUUUUGUCCUUCAUCCAGAUUGAAGCAUAAAGCAUUAAACGAAAAUAGCGAAAACGAUUGAAAUAUUAUAAGAAUAAAAUAAUUUUCC